CCUCGGCCGCAGCCGCCGCGGUGGGAAGCGGGCUGAGGACGGUCGGGGGCCCGGAGACCAGCUCGCGGAGAACCUCAGACCGGGAGAGGCCGGGCUCGGCGGGCACCUGUCCAGGCGCCCGGGCUUCAGCGGCCGCGAUGCUGCCAGCAGCGCCGGGCCGGGCGGGCGGGAGUCGGGAAUGGCCCGCAGGCGGCCCAGCGCCCCGAGAAAAUGCAAAAGACAUCAUCAUGAUAUAUGAAGAAGAUGCUGAAGAAUGGGCUCUGUACUUGAGAGAAGUUUUUUCACAUGUUGUGAAAAGGGAAGCAAUCCUGUUAUAUCGCUUGGAGAAUUAUUCUCUUCGGGAUUUGGAAUUGCUAAAUUUAAACUCUUACAAGUGUAAACUUUUGAUAUUAUCAAAUAGCCUGCUUCAAAACCUAUCUUCAAAGAAAUGUCAGUUUCUAGAAAACAUACUGCAUUCGCCAGAAAGUGUGGUUACUCUGCUGUGUGGGAUGAAGAGUUCAGAUCAUCUUUACAAAUUAUUAAAUAUCUCCGGAGGCGGAUGGGAGAUCUCAACUGAGCAGGAGCCUGAAGACUACAUCUCUGUAAUCAAGAGUAUCGUAUUCAGAGGUUCUGAGGACUACCUUGAGGUCAUUAUUCCAACAGACCUAAGAGUGGAACAUUCUGGGCAAAUAAGUGAGAGAAAGGAAAUUGAAGAAUUAUCAGAAGCUUCCGGAAGCACCAUAUCACAGGCAGUGGUGCUUCCCGCUGAGAUUCCAUGUGAGAAUCCUGGUGAAAUAUUUAUUAUUUUGAGAGAUGAAGUAAUUGGUGAUUCUGUGGAGGUUGAAUUUACGUCAAAUAGUAAAUGCAUUAGAACACGGCCAGCUCUCUGGAAUAAGACAGUCUGGUGUAUGAAAGCUUUAGAUUUUCCUGCUGGCUCUGUCAAUGUCAGUGUCUACUGUGACGGAAUCAUUAAGGCCACAGCAGAGAUUACAUACUAUUCAACCCCAAAGGCUAUGAAAUGCCUAUUGGGAGCGGCAGGUCCAGGAGAUGGUGUGUACCAGAAUGACAUUGACGAACUUGAUCAUAUUCUCACAUCAACAUUCAAACAGGAGAUACCAUAUUAUGAGUUCCGAUCACUCCAAACUGAAAUCUACCCUCAAAAAGAAUAUUCUUAUUUCAAAGAACUUCCAACUCUUCUCCACUGUGCAGCAAAAUUUGGCUUAAAGAACUUGGCUAUUCAUUUGCUUCAAUGUUCAGGAGCAACUUGGGCAUCUAAGAUAAAAAAUUUGGAGGGUUCAGAUCCAGCACAUAUUGCUGAAAGGCAUGGUCACAAAGAACUCAAGAAAAUCUUGGAAGACUUUUCAAUCCAAGAAGUUAGCAGAAAUAAUGAGGAAGAAAAUGACUAUGAAGAGGAUAUUACCUCAUUUUCUACAUGUUCUCCUACAGCCAUACAGAACCCAGCUCUCCAUCAUGAAAGCUGGCGGCCGUACAGGCAGAGGGCCGAAGGAGCAGAGGUGAAUGAAACGGCAGAGGGAGAAAAAGAGCGUGAAUCAGGCGCGGAGGCCAAGCACCGCCCACCAGAGGUCGACAGUGGGAGUGAGAACCAGUACGAUGACUUGUACACGUUCAUUCCUGGAGACAACCCAGAAAAUAAUGCCCGAGAGCCCCUCGUGAGCAGCAGACCACCUCUCCCUCCACCGCGACCUGUAACAGCUGCCUUCCAACUGGAAAAACCUCACUUCACAUUACAAGCAGGGAAAACGUUGGAACGCCAAAUGGAAAGAAGCCAAAGUUGGUGUGAUUCCAGUGCAAGACAUGAAACAGGAGGUGAACCCAGAGGAGAGGAAGAACAGAAAGAAGAUGAAAAAGAUCAGGAAGAGGAGGAAGACCCGUACACUUUUGCUGAGAUUGAUGACAAUGAAUAUGACACGAUACUGGCCAAGAGGAGUACAAAGAAAAAGCUUGGAAGUCGGUCAUUCAUUAUGAACAGACCUCCUGCUCCCACACCACGACCCACAAACAUCCCUCCAAAAGAGGAAACUACACCUUAUAUAGCGCAAGUGUUUCAACAAAAGACUGCCAGAAGACAAUCUGAUGGUGACAAGUUCCAUGGUCCUAAGAAACAAGACAGAUCUCGGAUGGAGAGUCAAGCCUUUUCCACCAUAAGGGACUGCCUUGCUGCUGGGCAGGAGGAACUCAUCCUCCUGCAAGAGAAAGUCAAGAAUGGGAAACUCUCUGUGGACGAAGCCCUGGAGAAAUUUAAAUACUGGCAGAUGGGAAAGACUGGCCUGGAAAUAAUUCAGCAGGAAAAACUACGCCAACUACGAGAUUGCAUUAUUGGGAAAAGGCCAGAAGAAGAAAAUGUCUAUAAUAAGCUCACCAUUGUGCACCAUCCAAAUGGUAAUGAAAAUGCCCACAAUGAAAAUGUGUCAUAUAACAUACCCUUUGGCAAUAAGCUUCCUGCUCGACUCCAAGUUGAAAAGGAAUUUGGUUUCUGUUGCAGGAAAGAUCACUAAAGAAGGUUAUUAUAAUAAAACUCAAGAAUCUGCAGACACUUCUGGGUGAAGCAAGCUUGCAUUUGGAUUGCCUGCUGUCUUCAGGACAAAUCUAUACUAUGAAAGCAGAAGCAAGCUUUUGAAUUUCAGAAUUUGUUAUUGACACAAUUUAUUGGCAUUAUACCUGCUUCAGAUGAGUAUAUCAACAUUAAAAUUGAAUGCUGUAGAGCAAUUGCAUUCUUUGAAAAUUCUUGCGUUUUACAAUGCAUUUUGCCACUGAAGCAGCUAUUUCCCAUUUUUAAAAUUAAAGAAAAACAAGAGCAGAGAAGUUAAAUGCUCUGUAGCAAAGUUACUGGGCCUGUUUAAUGGGCUAACCUUAAUCGUUUACUCCCCGCUACACUUAGAAUAAGCAUAAAAAAUACAAAUUUGUUUUGUACAUAUUUGCUUUUCCAGUGGAUGGUCUAUUUUCUGAAUUUCUCACAUACAAAGCUCUAAUUAUUAUUGUCACAUCAUGUUUGCAGCAACCUUCCAUUUUUUAGAGCUUGUUUGCUUAUAACCUUGAGAACAUUAUUUUUUUAACUUUCUGUGUCUCAAAUUAAUAUACAUUUUCACAACCUAUAUUCUCUAUUAAAAGGCUUAUAAUUUCAUCAUCCCAUUUCUUAGAAGCAAUUUAUGAGCUUAGAAUAGAAUGCGGUUUUAUCAUUCUAUGAUUUCUACCCACAGUUGCUGCAAAGUAAAUAAAUGUUUAAAGCUAUGUCUGACUUUUCAAAAUAAAUGUAUGAGAAUUAACCACUAAGUUCUUCUGCUUACCAGUUUACAGAGAGAAGUCUACCAAAUAUUUUUUAAUUUCACUGUGUAGGGCCCAUAAAGUAAACACACAAAUGAUUUUUUUCUAGCUUCUAAACAGUGAUUUAUAGGGAUAUAUAUUUUAAGUGAUUCUGCAAAACAUUGCCCAUAAGUUUCUCAUGAUCAUUAACACUCUUAAGCUCAAGUUUUAAAAAAUAACAUAGUAGUUUGAUCAAUCCCUAGUAGAAGGUACUUCUUGAUUAUGACAUUUGGAAAUUUGGUCCGUAGUUUCACAUCUAAGCUUUCAAGAAAUGGAAUGCCCUUCCACAUACUGAGCCCCCAUUUCUAUGGAUUGUUCCACCCAAAGAGUCAUGAAAAGCAAUAGGAAAACCAACUGCUUUUCUAUAAUUUUCUUCAUCUAUAAAAUUCAAAUGGGUCUAUUAUCUCUAAAGUAAGAAUUUCCAUAUAGGCCUGUGACUGGUGCCUACAAUUCCACUGUCAACUUCAUUCUUAAUAAAAACAUGAAAUCCAGUAACAGGUAAAAUGUCAACUUUUCUAAUUACAAAGCAAUUAGAUCAUUUCUUACCUGAGACCCAAUUCAGGGUGGAAGUGGGAGAUAAAGCAUGAAUGUUAUUCAGUUUUUUAACAUGGAAAGAAAUCUAAAGUCAGCACCUCUAAGUUCUAUCCUUCUGAACUGGGCUAGUUUAGAAUAAAACCGUGGCAAAAAGCCCCUUUAAUAGUCUCUUUCCCUAGAUACUCUGGUCCUUGAAAUCUUAUUACUUUGUCAUCACAAAGAAAGGGAGGAAAAGAAACCAAAAAUAACUGAGGUCCUCCCUAUGACUCCUGAACCAUGGUCCCUCCCCUCCUUGACUUAUUAGGCUUGUCCAGAGCAUAGAAGACAGAUAGAGAAGUUUGGAGUUGGGGGAAUCAGAGAAGCUCACAUCAUGCCUGUUGCACUGAAGGAAGAGAUGAAAAGUAGAGAAAUGCAAAAGUGGAGGAAGGGUAAUCCAAAUUUAGGAAUGAUCCCAGAUAAGAAUAUCCAGAAGGAAGCAAUAUUUUUUAAUCUCUGGGCUUUAUUCUUAACAUACAGAAUACUGUCUAUCAAAUUUGAGCCACACUACAGAAGUUUUUUUUUAGUAAUGGAAGAGAUCAUAUGUCAGAAUCUUGACUAGUAGACUAGGAAGAUGUGAACUUUCCUUGGAGAUUUGGGGCAUUUGUCUAAGAGCCCUAGUCACUGCCAGAAAGGAAACACCUGUAUGGGAACUCUUCUGGAGAUUCUGUGCUGAUUCUGGAAGCCUGAGCAACCAGUAGGUAAUAAAAUACCUUAUCUUUCCUAUCUUCCCUUACUCAAUUUGGAUUUGUUCCCAAGCCAUUACUCUUAAUGUACACAAGAACCAGCCCCCUUCCUCUUAAACUUACUUGACUCUGACUUCUAGAGAAAUUUGGACUGGUAUUAAAUGUUAUCGAAAGAAUUUUAUGUUUAAAAUUAAUUCCCUUCUUUUCUACUUAGUUUUCUAGGAUAAAGAAGAAGAAGCAUCUAGACCAGUGGUUCUCAACUAGGGCAUCUGGCAAUAUCUGAAGGCACUUUUUAUUGUCAUGACUUCAGAGAAGGUGCUCUUGGCAUCUAGUGUGUAGAGACGAGGGGCGCUAAUGAACAUCCUAUAAACUACAAGACAAAAGAAAUGUCUUGUCCAGAAUGUCAACACUUCGAGGUUGGGAAACUCUGAUCUACACUAUAAAGUAAAAUGGGAUUAACACAUAAAAGAAUGUUCUUAAAAUAAAAACAGUUAACUUUAUAUGGAAUUUUCUGGAAGUGGAAACCUGUGUGGUAGCAUAAAUCAGUGUUUUUAUUUUGAAGUGCAUAUGGCGUAACUUAAAUGGACCAUUAAGUACUCAAAAGAAUGGAUGACUCAUACAUUUUUGUAAAUCAAACAUUAGAUUAUUCUACCAGUGGAGACUCCAAUUUUUAGAAAAUGAGACUGUUCUCAGUAUUGUUCUAAUGAAAAUGACCUUGUAACUUAAGUCAUUAUUAUAUCCUAUUCAUGCUCUAAGCACGUGCUCAUCUGAGUUCCUUCUUGUAAUGCUCAGGGGGUCUGAUUUUAAUAACUUGGACUUACCUGAAUUUUACUGCAUAUUGCUUUUCUAAAUGGGUAAAUAUUUAGGAAAGAGGUCUGCUCAUGAGCCUGAUCUAGUCACUCCCAGCUAAUUAGCACAGGGUUAGUAUGAGGCCCCCCUUGCAGUACUUUCUGUAACUGUACCUGACAACCAUACUUGUUGGCCUUCCUUAUUUUGUGGGGCUGACCUUUAAAGGCAGGGACUGCCACACAAAAGACGGCAAAAACAAGAUUCUAAAUACAAUAGACCUGG
Molecule: messenger RNA, 5627 nt
Organism: Balaenoptera musculus (blue whale)
Lineage: Eukaryota; Metazoa; Chordata; Mammalia; Artiodactyla; Balaenopteridae
Gene: BANK1
Product: B cell scaffold protein with ankyrin repeats 1
Exons: 17
Coding region: 138-2495 (785 amino acids)
Biological process (GO): signal transduction; negative regulation of phosphatidylinositol 3-kinase/protein kinase B signal transduction; B cell activation
Molecular function (GO): signaling receptor binding; protein tyrosine kinase binding
Source: RefSeq, a predicted model, not a curated record